Mangifera indica (mango) is the source of this 2346-nucleotide messenger RNA. Its product is annotated as cation/H(+) antiporter 28-like. The coding region runs from base 1 to 2346 and encodes 781 amino acids. Gene Ontology annotation, biological process: proton transmembrane transport; regulation of pH. NCBI's taxonomy places the organism in Eukaryota, Viridiplantae, Streptophyta, Magnoliopsida, Sapindales, Anacardiaceae. The record is from RefSeq and is a predicted model, not a curated record. Gene Ontology annotation, cellular component: membrane; endomembrane system. The transcript is spliced from 4 exons. Gene Ontology annotation, molecular function: antiporter activity.
AUGGCAGGUAAAGGUAAGAAAUGUAAGGAUUUUGUACGCAUAACAUUGGCCAAUAAUGGCUCAGGAAAAGUUCUGGGUCUCAUGUUGGCGUUUAUUUUGAGCAAUCUUGCACAUCACCUUCUGAAGCCUGUAUAUCAACCUCGUAUAGCUUCUGAUAUCAUUAUUGGGCUGGUUCUAGGCAGCAUAAAAAAGAUUCGUGACUCGUUUGAGGCAGAAGUGAUAAUGACAAUCGAUUUUAUAGUAGAAUUUGGCAUGAUUUUCUACAUGUUUGUGUUGGGAUUGGAGAUGGAUUUCUAUGUGAUUCUAAAACGACCCACUCGAGGUGCUAUUGUGGCCUAUUCCGGGAUGAUUUCUACAUUCAUUUUAUCUUGCAGCAUAACCCCAUUUCUUCAUUAUGCAAAGACUCCAAGUAUUGACUUUACCCUUUGCCUGGCAUUCAUUGCAGCAGGCAGUGGCUCUCAUAUACUGUCUAGAGUCAUAACAAGUCUCAAGAUAGGCAAGUCUGAUAUAGGAAAACUUGGAAUGGCUGCAGGAGUUCAUGCUGAUAUGGUUUCAAUGCUUAUGAUUUGCUUGGCAAGUAUUUUUUUCCCAAGACUAGCAACUUUUGAAGAUAGCAUUAAAGCAUAUGUCACAAAGGGUGCUGCACUCAUCAUCCAGUCAGUUUUUGCUGCAAAAGUUUCACCAGUUUUCAUGAACUGGAUCAACAAUGAAAACCCUGAAGGCAAAGCCAUGAAAGGCACACAUCUUGUGCUGUCACUGGCCUUCAUGGUGUUUGUAUGCAGCUGCUCUCCAUGGUAUGGUUACAGCUCCAUUCUUAGUGCAUUUAUGGCUGGGAUUUUUUUCCCUUCCGAAGGGAGAAUCUCAAAGUGGACAGUGGGAAAAAUCAAUUACUUGUUAAGCACUGUUUAUUAUCCUAUUUUCUUCUUUUGGGUGGGUUACCAUGCUCGUCUUGAUAGAUUUGAAGCUGCCAAUUUAGGCACCUGGGCAAGGUUCUUCAUGCUUAUAGCCAUAAAUAUAGUUGGGAAAGUUACUGGAACAGUCAUCUGUGGAUUUCUGUUAGGUUUUCGUUUGCCUGAGUCUGUUGCACUGGGGCUUUUGUUGACUGCAAAGGGCCAUUUUGCUAUUUUCUUGGCUGUCCUUUCCUUUGCUGUAACUACAACAAACGCUAUAAUUGUGAUUUGCAUCUUCCUCUCCGUUGUGCACACCCCAUUUGUGGUGAGGCAUAUCAUUGAACGAGCAAGGAAACGUGCACCAACUCGGCGGAUGGCAUUGCAGGGGCUUGACCCAUCACAGCAGCUGAGAAUUUUGCUUUGUCUACAUGGCCCUCAUAAUCUGGCUUCUACUAUCAACUUCAUUGAAAUUUCUCGAGGGCCAGCUAACCCUGGAAUCAUGGUUUAUGUUACUGACUUGAUCGAACUCACAGACCAGAUCGCUGCUACGCUUGUGCAUCAAGAAGGAGCGUUGGAGUCUGUGGACACAGUGACUGUGACGGACAAGGCGGUGAUGGAAAUGAGAGAAGAAAUCACCAGGGGAGUCCAAUCUUAUGUGGAUGAAAAUGGUGAAGGUAUCACACUCAAACGAAUGCUUGCUCUGUCAUCUUUCGGUGGCAUGCCACAAGAUAUCUGCGUUAUCGGUGAAGACCUCAUGGUUUCUCUCAUAGUCUUGCCAUUUCAUAAAAGACAACAGCCUGAUGGUACAUUAGACGCCGGCCAUCCUGGCUUCCGGUAUGUCAACCGUAAGCUGCUGAGGAAUUCAUCAUGUUCAAUAGGGAUCCUGGUGGACAGAGGGCUUGGACAGAUGGGAAAAAAGUCACCAACACAAACACCAAUGAAUGUGGCAGUGAUAUUUAUAGGAGGAAGGGAUGACAGAGAGGCAUUGGCAUACGCAGGAAGAGUGGCAAGGCAUCGGGGAGUAAGACUGACAGUGAUAAGAUUCCUACUAGACAAUUCAGAGAACUCACAGAGAAGUUUUCACAGAGACAACACAGCUGAGUAUGAAGAAGAGAUGAAGCUUGAUGAUGAAGCAUUUGCAGAGUUUUAUGAGAGACAUGUAGCUGGAGGGCAUGUGGCUUACAAGGAAAAGCACAUGGCAAAUUCUGCAGAAACAUAUGAAACACUGAGGUCACUUGAAGGCCAAUAUGCACUCAUAAUUGUAGGGAGAGGAGGGAGAGUGAACUCAACUUUGACUGCAGGAAUGAAUGAUUGGCAACAAUGUCCAGAAUUGGGACCAGUUGGGGAUGUUCUCUCUGGCUCAGAUUUUUCAGUCAGUACUUCGGUUUUGAUCAUAAAACAACAUGACACUAAAGGAGGGCUUGAUGGACUUGAUGAAGACUUCUCUAUCAUGUAA